AUAUUUCUUGUCAUAGGACCCCUGAAGCACGUUGGAAUGUUUACGGUGAAGAAGCUGUAGGCUGUAGGCUCAUAGAAGAGCCAUAAACAAUAGUUAUAACAUUCACUGAAUGUAUGACGACAAUUUAGAAGAAAGAAAAAUAAUACAUCACAGGGUUAAAAUAUAAAAAGUGAGAAUAAUUUCAGUAUUGGUGACGUUAGCUCAAAUAGCUAUUUCUCCAGGAAGCUGUAGAAGACAGGAGGGAACGUUUCACGCGCGGUUCAAGGGGGUCUGCUUUCCACAGAGUAAAGUUGAGACCUUUAUAUAGUUUAUGGUUGAGACCGACAUGACGUCCUCAUUGGUUGUUCCAGUGGUCGAUGUCCAGAAUGACAACUUUAAAGAGCUUUGGCCUGCUAUGGUUAUAGCAAUUAAGUCCUCUUCCUUCAUUGCAGUGGACACGGAGCUGAGCGGUCUUGGGAACAGGAAGUCCCUGCUGGCUCAAUGUAUAGAGGACAGAUAUAAAGCCAUCUGUCAUGCAGCUCGUUCUCGCUCCAUCCUCUCUCUGGGAAUCAGCUGUUACAAGAAACUUGACAACAAGGCUGCAGACACAUACCUGGUUCAGGUGUAUAAUCUCACCCUGCUGUGUUCAGAGGAGUACAUCAUUGAGCCGCAGUCAGUGCAGUUCCUGGUGCAGCAUGGAUUUGACUUCAACAAGCAGUAUGCGUGUGGGAUCCCCUACUGCAAAGGCAACAAUAAGGCAGGAUCAGACGACAGUGGCGUCCACAUCAGAGCUCUCUUCACUGAGCUGCUGCGAGCCAGGAAACCUCUUGUGCUUCACAACGGCCUCAUCGACAUGGCCUUUCUGUACCAGAGUUUUUACGCUCAUCUUCCAGAGCAGUUGGCGACCUUCACAGCCGACCUGUCUGAGAUGUUUCCUGCUGGUAUUUAUGACACUAAAUACAUCACCGAGUUCGAGCUGCGACUCACCGCCUCCUAUCUAGAGUAUGCUUAUAAGAAGUGCAAACUGGAUAACAGUCGCAGGGUGACCUCUGGAGUCGACGGCUCUCAAUUUCACGUGGAGUUCUGUCACUAUGGAGGUCAGAUGUCCAGCUACAUAGACUAUAGGACAUGUCCGGACUUGGCUUCUCCUGAGGGACAGACUAACCUCUGCCAACAGUUCUCUGGGUUUGGCUGGUGUCCAAAAGGCACCCAGUGUCCGUUAUCCCACGACAUUGACCUGAUCCUCCUCCAGGACGAGAAGUGCUCAGGGGACAAGAGAAAAAAGAGGAAGAGACACAGAGUGAAGAAGAAAGGUGGAAAAAACGCACCAGAGGCACCAGACUUUGAUGGUGCCCCAGAAAACAAGAUUCCCCACAUGGAGGUGGAUCCUGCAGAAACACCAGAAAUGCCUCUAGUGGCCAAUGAAGGAAGCACUCAACAGAGUGAAGGAGAAAUCAUGAAAGUAGACGGUGAGGGGAACGGAGCGUGUGACUUUGUAACAACCACCACAACUGAUGAUGACACCACAGCAAACACAAAGGAAGGAGAAGACAGCAGAACAGAAGAAGGAGGGACAGAGAAGUCAAGUCCCCUUCCGUCAAAGUCUAACAAUCACAACACGAAGACAGACUCAGGAACACACAGGGCAGGGUUCGAUGCCUUCAUGACCGCGUAUAUCUUUGCAUACUCCUGCUCACUACUGGAGAAGGAUGGAGCAGGAGCUGAGGAGGACAAGGGGCAGCAGAAGGAGGAGCAGACGAUGCUUCCUUCCUCUAUCAAUAAAGUCUACCUGAGCGGUAAGGCAGCUCCUCUGAACGUGGUCAAGAGCACCUUCUCCAAAUCGUCCAAGGCUCAUGUGCUGAAGAUGGAGAUGGUCUGGGGAAAGACUGUUUAGUGUGGUCAAAUGAGAAACAUGCAGAUUCUUAUUUUACUUUAUUAUCAUGUUGUUAGGGAUGGUCUAGACUGAACUGUCCUCACUGAUUUAUAGAUAACUGAAACAUUUUGUACAGACGUUCAUGUACACCAAAAAAAAGGAAUACUAUGAUUACCUUGCUCCUCUGAUUUCUCUGUUCUAUGAUGUUGACAUUUGUUAUGAAACAUCCUGACAGCUGUUUUAUGAGUUGUCAAUAAAAAUGUGUUGAACAUG
This is a messenger RNA of Notolabrus celidotus (New Zealand spotty), 2125 nucleotides long. RefSeq names its product target of EGR1, exonuclease (gene toe1). Bases 311 to 1873 code for a protein of 520 amino acids. Gene Ontology annotation, biological process: snRNA 3'-end processing. The record is from RefSeq and is a predicted model, not a curated record. Gene Ontology annotation, cellular component: cytoplasm; Cajal body. The transcript is spliced from 8 exons. Gene Ontology annotation, molecular function: 3'-5'-RNA exonuclease activity; snRNA binding; metal ion binding. Lineage: Eukaryota; Metazoa; Chordata; Actinopteri; Labriformes; Labridae.